Messenger RNA from Bombus huntii, 1397 nucleotides. It is a transcript of the gene Fdh, whose product is annotated as alcohol dehydrogenase class-3. Gene Ontology annotation, biological process: formaldehyde catabolic process. Bases 148 to 1281 code for a protein of 377 amino acids. The record is from RefSeq and is a predicted model, not a curated record. Gene Ontology annotation, cellular component: cytosol. The transcript is spliced from 7 exons. Gene Ontology annotation, molecular function: zinc ion binding; S-(hydroxymethyl)glutathione dehydrogenase [NAD(P)+] activity. NCBI's taxonomy places the organism in Eukaryota, Metazoa, Arthropoda, Insecta, Hymenoptera, Apidae.
GUCAGUAGCAUUAAAAUAACGACCUUCAAUUUAUUUCAUUUGAUUGCUAAACGUAUCGUGACCGGUGUGAUUAACAUUCAUCGUAGUACUGUUUAUUCAACUUUUGCUUCUUUUUACACCGUUUAUUAACUAUUGCAUUUUACAAUAAUGUCGAACAAAGCUGGAAAGGUAAUUAAAUGUAAAGCUGCUGUAGCGUGGAAGGAGAAACAGCCUCUCUCGUUAGAAGAAGUUGAAGUUGCACCACCAAAAGCUCAUGAAGUAAGAAUUAAAGUUGUAGCUGUAGCUUUGUGCCAUACUGAUGCCUAUACUUUAGAUGGGUUAGAUCCAGAAGGAGUUUUUCCUUGUAUUCUUGGUCAUGAAGGCAGUGGUAUUGUUGAAAGUGUUGGGGAAGAUGUUACCGAAUUUAAAGCUGGUGACCAUGUGAUUCCAUUAUACAUUCCUCAAUGUAAAGAAUGCAAAUUCUGUAAACAUCCAAAUACAAACUUAUGUAGCAAAAUUCGUGUUACACAAGGCAAAGGUGUAAUGCCUGAUGGUACUUCUAGAUUUACUUGCAAGGGACAAACCCUUGCCCAUUUCAUGGGUUGCUCUACUUUUUCUGAAUAUACUGUAGUGGCAGACAUUUCUCUUGCUAAGAUUGAGCCUAUUGCUCCACUUGAUAAAGUAUGUUUGUUGGGAUGUGGAGUAUCUACUGGAUAUGGUGCUGCUGUAAACACUGCUAAGGUAACACCUGGAAGUUCAUGUGCUAUAUGGGGAUUAGGUGCAGUGGGAUUGGCAGUUGCAUUUGGUUGUAAGCAAGCUGGUGCCAAGCGUAUUAUUGGAAUAGAUCUGAAUCCAAGUAAAUUCAAGUUGGCUAAAAAGUUUGGAUGUACUGAAUUUCUUAACCCUAAAGAUUAUAGCAAAUCAAUUCAGGAAGUGUUAAUAGAAUUAACUGAUGGUGGACUAGAUUUUACUUUUGAAUGUGUUGGUAAUGUGAACACUAUGAGAGCUGCAUUGGAAUCUUGUCAUAAGGGUUGGGGCACAUCCAUUAUAGUGGGUGUAGCUGCAGCUGGUCAAGAAAUUAGCACUCGUCCAUUCCAAUUGGUAACGGGACGCGUGUGGAAAGGGACUGCAUUUGGUGGAUGGAAGUCCAAAGAUAGUGUUCCCAAUUUGGUGCAAGAUUACAUGGCAAAAAAAUUAAUUCUUGAUGAAUUUAUUACACAUACUCUUUCGUUCAAUAAGAUUAAUGAGGGAUUCGAUUUGUUGCAUUCAGGCAACUGCUUAAGAAUAGUGCUCAAAUAUUAAAAAAGAUUAAAUCUUUACUAGGUUUUAUAUCAUUUGUAUUUCAGUUAUGGCUUAAAAUAUUUGAUAUUUUGUAAUAUAUACUUUUCAUGAAUAAAGAUAAUAUAUUUCUGCAUAAA